AUGUCUCGUCAAAGUGAGACUAUUGCCAUCGUUGGCGCUGGAGUCAUUGGACUAUCAACGGCACUCCGAGUCCAAGAACGCAUUCUCUGCCAGGACAACCCACCAUCCAUCGUAAUCAUCGCACGAGACUUUCCCAACGAGACAUCUAUCAACUACGCUACACCGUGGGCCGGCGCUCACUAUCGACCGUGUCCAGGCAACAGCCCUCAGCUACUUCAAGAGGCAAUAUGGGCCAAGAAAACAUAUGACACUCUUGAUAGUUGGUCAGAGAAAGACAAACUCAUUGCCGGUGUCGAAUUCAUGCCUGGAGAAGAGGUAUUUGAAAGCCCUGCGCCUGAAUAUCUAGGGGUUGCGAAGGAUGUGUCCCAGUCGGUAUACAAUCACCUUAAGUCAAGCUUCAAACUAUUCAGCAGCAGCGAAUUAGGUGUCAUGGGGGACUCACUGAAACUUGGUUUUUGUUAUCGAGCCUACUCACUAAACAGUCCUGUCUAUGUUUCAUUUUUACUGCGCAGACUUCAGAACAGGGGAGCUCGUGUAAGACAGUACACACUUACAUCACUGGAAGAGGUCUUCUCGAUUGAAGACUCUGUAUCUGUUGUAAUCAACUGCUCAGGGGUAGGUUUCGGCGACGCCAAGGUUUUUCCCAUUCGUGGCCAGACGUGUCUUGUGCGUAACCCAGUCUCCAAGACUAUAACACGCCAGAACUCAGAUGGUACUUGGUCAUUCGCUAUCCCGCGACCUCUAGAAGGCGGCACCAUCAUUGGAGGCACCAAAGAGCCUCACAAUUGGGACCCGUAUCCUUCAUCUGAGACACGAAAGACUCUACUAUCCAAUGCAGCCAAAUGGUUCCCAUUUGACUCUGAAAAUCCUGUGUCUACUGUUACUCAAACGUCAGAUCGUUUCGAUGUCAUCAGAGACAUUGUUGGUCGUCGACCAGCUCGUGAAGGAGGUCUUCGCCUAGAGAUGGAACAGUUAAAAUUGGGCACAGUUGUUCAUGCGUAUGGUGUUGGCGGUAGAGGUUUUGAGCUAUCGUGGGGCAUAGCAGAUGAGGUUGUUACCUUGCUUGAUAAACACGGCCAUCUCUCGCCACGAGCGCGUUUGUAA
Molecule: messenger RNA, 1104 nt
Organism: Fusarium venenatum
Lineage: Eukaryota; Fungi; Ascomycota; Sordariomycetes; Hypocreales; Nectriaceae
Biological process (GO): D-amino acid catabolic process
Cellular component (GO): cytoplasm
Molecular function (GO): D-amino-acid oxidase activity; FAD binding
Source: RefSeq, a predicted model, not a curated record